This is a messenger RNA of Ogataea philodendri, 1386 nucleotides long. RefSeq lists its product as uncharacterized. Gene Ontology annotation, molecular function: protein-containing complex binding. The transcript has a single exon. Gene Ontology annotation, cellular component: kinetochore; Ndc80 complex. The coding region runs from base 1 to 1386 and encodes 461 amino acids. The record is from RefSeq and is a predicted model, not a curated record. Gene Ontology annotation, biological process: attachment of mitotic spindle microtubules to kinetochore; kinetochore organization; meiotic chromosome segregation. NCBI's taxonomy places the organism in Eukaryota, Fungi, Ascomycota, Pichiomycetes, Pichiales, Pichiaceae.
AUGGCUCGACCAAGUGCAAUUUACAGAUCGUCGCAGCCGACGGCAAUCCCACGAACAAGAUACAAGUUCCCGCUUCUGGAGUCCAAGGAGCUGGUGUCGCUGUUCGAUACGAUGGACUUCGACAUCAGUGAAGCCAUGUUGAUGAAGCCUACACCUAGUUUCAUGCAAAGUCUGAUAGAGCAAAUUAUGGACAAGUUUUUGUACGUUUCGCCACACUCGCUGAAACAGAAGAUUCAACAGAUCGAGACAAACGAGCAAGACGACCAAGAAGGGUUGCAGAACUCUUUGAAUGUUGUUGCUUGUCAGAGAAUAAUGCACAAGUUUUUGUGCGACUGCGGAGUCGACGACUUUAGUAUUCGGGACGUGGCGAAACCAGAACCGUCGCGAGUGCGCAUCAUUUUGAGCGCGUUGAUCAACUACGCGAGAUUCAGAGAAGAGCGGAUGGGCGACUGCGAACAGCUGUUGGCAUCGAGUGAAAACACGCUAGCACAGUACAAAAACGCGUUGAAAGUUAACAAUUCGCUCAAGAAGAACUACGAUGACCUCACAAACAAGAUCUCGCACAACGGAUACAACGAGGAGGAGAUUAAUGCCAAAAACCAACAGCUCCAGAACGAAUUGAAAAGUCUUACCGAGACCCAGCAGCAGCUCGCGGCCUCCCGCGCAGAGUACAAGACCCAGAAGUUUGGGCUUAUAAGAGAGUUGGAGAACCAGAACUCGCUCUUGCUGGAGUGCGAAAAGGAACUCGAGAAACUCACUCCGUACGUCAGAGAGUCGCCAGAGAGCGUCAAGGAGGUUAUUGCGCGUUUGAAAGAGAGCUUGGUGAGCGAACAAGCACAGUUGACCGAGCUGGAACUCAGAUCGAAAAACAUGUCUAUCUCAAUGGACUCCUUCCAGCAGCUGACUCACGAGUUCCGCAACUAUCACCGACUUCUUGAAGAGAUCCAGAUCGAGUUCAACAAGCAAGAAAAGUCUUCAGAGUCGAUCCAGAAACUACAAGAGGAGAUCCAGCGGACCGAUGUCGAGCUGAAUGACAAGACAAGACAAAUCGGUCAUUUGUCGAAGCAUCUGGCCUCACAGAAGGAAAAACUUGUGCAGUUCAAAGAAAACACAAACCAGAAACUGGUACAGCUUGAACAGAAACUCAACGAACUGCGCCAGGAGAGAACACAGCUGUUGCAGAAGAAAGUGGAGGAAGACGAGAUUGUCAGAAACAAAGAGAACGAGGCCAUCGACUGGGAAACUCAGGCAGAAAAGCUCCGCAAGGAUUUCGAGUCUGAGUGCAAAGGCGCCAGCUACGAGAUGAAAGAACUGAACUCUAAAAUCAACUUCUACGUGGACGAGAUGUCCAAUCGCAUCAACCAGUUCGCCGCCGAGUCAUUCUGA